AGACAUACUGCAUAGCCGCACACAUAAUUUACACACUUGAUCUUAUUUUUGUUGACCAUUGCUUAUCCAUAAAAAUUCGCGCGUUAUUUAAGGGCCCCACCACCGUCCAUAGCUUUAGCUCUUGAGCGCCACUUGCACAACCACAGACCCUCAUACUCAAUCCCUUCAACAAUUACUGCCAUCAUGCCCACUGAAUCAAGUUACCCGCUGCAAGAUAUCCCAGAUAUCGAUCUUUGGGAUUUUCUCUUUGAAAGAAAAGACCGGAAAUUUCCAGAUGACAAAGUUAUUUACUUGGAUCCAUAUACCAAACGAUCAUAUACCUAUGCACAAACUCGAAAAACAGCAUUAGAUUUCGGCAAAGGUCUCAAGUCACAAUGGGAUUGGCAAAAAGGCGAUGUUUUAGCUGUGUUCUCGCCAAACUGCAUUGAUACACCCGCUAUUACAUGGGGCACACUAUGGACCGGCGGGAUCAUUUCCUCUGCGAAUCCGAGCUAUACAGUGGACGAGCUAGCCUUUCAGUUGGGUGACUGUCAAGCCAAAGCUCUGGUUACGCAGAAGCCACUGCUAAAAUUGGCUGUGGAGGCUGCGCGAAGAGUCGGCCUGAGUCCUGACAGGAUAAUACUCAUCGGUGAUGAGAGGGACGAGCAAGGGAAAUUCAAGCAUUUUUCGAGCAUUCUGAACAUCUCUGGCGUUGCAAGAUGGCGUAAACCUCGAAUAGAUCCUGCAAAGGAUCUUGCGUUUCUUGUUUACUCCUCGGGCACCACGGGGCAUCCGAAAGGCGUAAUGCUCUCGCACAGAAACAUUGUCAGUAAUACGAUGAUGAUCACUUUAGGAGAAUGGCGGCAUCUAUCGUGGGACAGUUGUCCAGAUGGGAAAGGUGAUCGCGUAAUGGCAUUUCUGCCUUUCUACCAUAUAUACGGUCUAACAAACCUCAUUCACCAAUCUCUAUACGCGGGAUUCACGCUCGUGGUCAUGCCGAAAUUCAACAUUGAAGACUUCUGCUCUAUCGUCCAAGAACAUCGAAUCACAUUCAUCUACGCAGUACCUCCAGUUAUUCUCCUUUUAGGAAAACAUCCCAUCGUGAAGAAGUACGACUUUCGAUCAGUGCGAAUGAUCAAUUCUGGCGCUGCGCCCCUAAGUAAAGAGCUCGUGGAAGCCGCAUAUAAGAACGUGAGAGUCCCAAUAAAGCAGGGUUAUGGCCUCACCGAAACUAGCCCCACAACGCACACACAGCCUUGGGAAGAAUGGUACGCAACCGUCGGGUCAGUCGGAAAACUCCUUCCCAACCAAGUCGCAAAAUACAUGGCACCGGACGGCCAAACAGAAGUGCCUAUUGGCGAAACCGGCGAGCUUUGGAUCAAAGGCCCCAAUGUCUGCAUCGGAUACCACAAGAAUCCAGAGGCUACCAAACAAGCCUUGACGCCCGACGGAUACUUCAAAACAGGCGAUAUCGGGUACCAAGAUGCCCAGGGAAACUUUUACAUCACCGACCGCGUCAAGGAAUUGAUCAAGUACAAGGGAUUCCAAGUCGCGCCGGCCGAGCUAGAGGGUCUACUCUCGUCGCAUCCAAAGGUCGCUGAUGUCGCCGUUGUCGGGGUGCAUAUCCCGCAUGAAGCCACCGAGGUGCCGCGUGCAUAUGUUGUUCCCGCGACAGGAGUAAAUGCCGGAAAAGAGACGGAGGAUGAGAUUGUCGCGUGGCUUUCCGAGCGUGUGGCUCACUAUAAACGUCUGCGAGGCGGGAUUAGGUUCAUUGACGCCGUGCCGAAAACCUUGAGCGGAAAGAUUCUAAGGAAAGUGUUGAAGGAGAAGGCGGCCCAAGAAGAGGCAGGAAACGCUCCUGUUAAGGCUAAGCUGUGAUUUUGAGAUAUUUUGUGGAAGAUGUGCAAAAAGGCACCAGCAUCUUUUUUGCUUUAGGCGUUUGAGUACCUCUCUUGUUAAAUUAUUAUUGGAUUAAUUUUUUUUUGUUUUCCUCGAUUGCUUUUUUGAGCGAUCUUGCAAAUUCCAAGUAGGCAUAGGCAAGAUAACGAAUAAUGUAAAUAAACCAUCGGUC
Molecule: messenger RNA, 2050 nt
Organism: Xylona heveae TC161
Lineage: Eukaryota; Fungi; Ascomycota; Xylonomycetes; Xylonales; Xylonaceae
Product: acetyl-CoA synthetase-like protein
Exons: 4
Coding region: 184-1857 (557 amino acids)
Biological process (GO): secondary metabolic process
Molecular function (GO): CoA-ligase activity
Source: RefSeq, a predicted model, not a curated record